Alternaria atra is the source of this 2040-nucleotide messenger RNA. RefSeq lists its product as uncharacterized. Lineage: Eukaryota; Fungi; Ascomycota; Dothideomycetes; Pleosporales; Pleosporaceae. Gene Ontology annotation, biological process: proteasome-mediated ubiquitin-dependent protein catabolic process. The coding region runs from base 1 to 2040 and encodes 679 amino acids. The transcript has 2 exons. The record is from RefSeq and is a predicted model, not a curated record. Gene Ontology annotation, cellular component: nucleus. Gene Ontology annotation, molecular function: protein binding; protein-macromolecule adaptor activity.
AUGUCUUCUCCAUGCGCCCCUCGAAGUCUGCUUCUCCAAGAGCCUACGCCUGAGCUCUGCUCAUCACCACCUCCUCCAUCAUCCGCGACCGUUUGUUCACGCAAGCCAAAACGGCCACCGCCCAUUACGCCCAAGCGUUUCACCCGCUUCUUCACUCCGCGAAACUCCAAAGAUGUCUCGUCACGCACACAUCUCUCCAGGUCGGGCCGCCAAUUGCAGGACAUUACACGAUCAGCUCUUAAUCGCAGCCGUGAGACAAGAAGUACUCCACGGAAGACGGUGAACUUUGUCGACAUUGAGAACCCCAUGCGAACCCCACAGAGCAGCGUGCGGAAGCGGAAGGCCUACCUGUCACCUGCGAGUUCUCCAGCCCAGUCGUCACCGUCGAAGCGAUCGCGUUACGUCACUCCACCAGCAAUUGACAUACUUGAAGAUGCCCUCGACCUGGAUGACGAGGAGGAGCCUGCUAUAUACCCUGCGCCAAUAAAGAGGUUAAGAACAUUGGGCCGUCCAUCGAGAACACUGCAGCGGUCCUUUGGCGGUAUAUUGGGCGUCGGACGAGGAUUUAGGAUAGACCAUGGCGCAUCAUGGCAGGACCAGACAGCCAACUUCUACAGCGGUGCGGACGACCUACAUCAGUUGUCACAAGGUGCACCACCGUUCUGCACAGCCAGUUGCAACACCAACUCUAUGCUCGCUAUAGGAGACGAGGACGGAUACAUCCACCUACAAGACUCCGAAGGUGACUUCUCGAAACCCACUGUAUCAUGGAAGGCCCACUCCAAUGCCAUCAUGGAUGUACAGUUCUCCUCGGACGACAUGCACCUCGCCGCCGGUUCCGGAGACCAGACUGCACAGAUAGUCGACGUUCGCACCCAACAGACGCUCGCCGUCCUCGCCAAACACAAGUCAUCGGUAAAGCAAGUACGCUUUCAGCCAGGUGACGACAAAAUGGUAGCCACUUCAAGUCGAGACGGCGCCGUACAGAUCUGGGAUCUCCGAUGCAAAGGUAAUCAGGGGUCAAUACACUCAGCUUGGGGGUCCGAUGCGCCCUAUGCCAGUGUCGUGCGCACUCUUGCCUCAGCACACGCGGAUAUCAGCCUUCCAAUACCUACAUCGUCCGCCACUCGAACCCUGGCCAACAGCAAGACGGAGAACAUAAACCGACGAAACGAUAUCUCAGUGACAGCUCUAUCUUUCCUUCCCGAAGGCCGCGAACACCUACUCCUGACUGCUUCGGACGCAUCGACAUGUGUCAAGCUUUGGGACAUCAGAGGCCGAUACUCGCUGCGAGGACCUGCCAUACCCAUUGCAACUACCCGUCACCCUGAAUCCCACAACCGCCACCGACACUUUGCCAUUAACUCUCUUACCCUCAGUGGCGACGCCUCGCGACUAUACGCUCUCAGCAAAGACAACACCGUGUACGCUUACUCUACAAGCCAUCUCAUCCUCGGCGUAGCGCCCGAAUUAUCCACAACCUCCUCAUCAAAACAGAAAUACUGUGGUGUAGGCCAAGAAGGCCUGGGGCCCAUCUAUGGUUUCCGACACCAGAACUUCCACGCCGGCUCCUUCUACGUCAAGGCAUCACUACGCAAGGCGUACCAGGACCGCACCGAGAUGCUUGCAGUCGGCAGCACAGAUGGCUGCCCCGUAUUAUUCCCCACCGACGAAACCUUCCUCAAGCGCGAAACAAGACAUGAAGACGACGACGCAGACGAUCUCCCCGAUAUUACCAGCAUCUCUACGAAACACUCACGGCCAUCCCUCCUCUCCCGUUCAUCCACAAAUAGCCGCUGCCCAGACACCGUCCCUAUCUACGAGCACGGCACUGCCCUCAUAAGAGGUCAUGACGCAGAAGUCACAAGCGUGUCAUGGGCCCGCAACGGCAGCCUCAUCAGCGUGAGCGACGACUUCCGUGUCCGAAGAUGGAAGGAAGGAAGUCUAGCUAGAGACCUACGCAUGGGUGGCGAGAGUGAGGGAAGGAGAUGGCAGUGUGGAUGGGCUGCUGUAGGAGACGGAUAUGACGAUGACGAGUAG